Osmerus eperlanus (European smelt) is the source of this 2793-nucleotide messenger RNA. RefSeq lists its product as uncharacterized. Bases 1319 to 1786 code for a protein of 155 amino acids. NCBI's taxonomy places the organism in Eukaryota, Metazoa, Chordata, Actinopteri, Osmeriformes, Osmeridae. The transcript has 6 exons. Gene Ontology annotation, molecular function: zinc ion binding. The record is from RefSeq and is a predicted model, not a curated record.
AGAGAGAGAGAGAGAGAGAGAGAGAGAGAGAGAGAGAGAGAGAGAGGAAGGAAGAGCAGGGGAAUAGGAACCGCUGUUAGACAAGAGUCUCUGGACACCAUUAUGGAUUGAGAGGAAAGAGAAGUCUGCCAUAACAAAGCCUGCUGAAGGUGGGAGAACCCUGACCACAACACACGCGCUGACUGACACACACACACACACACACACACACACACCACUGACUGGCAGACAUAGCCUUUUGUCUCUGAUUUUUCUCAAUCGAAGCAGCAGAUGGUUAGAGGGAGAGAAGGAACUCCCCCCCCCCACCUACGUGCACACACAAACUGGCACACACAAACUGGCACACACAAACUGGCACACACAAACUGGCACACACACAUAUAAACACAUACACUAAGCAAAAUACCAAGCCCAUCUUGGGGACUGUUUUCGUCUGAGCUGCUUGUGGUUCUGAGGACGUCACAUCUCCUUGGAUGAGGAAUACCCCUCGGAAGAUCAGAAAGAUUGGAGGAAGAGGAGGAGGGGGCGAAAGAGGAGAGGAGAGAGGGAUGAGGCUUGUGAAAAUCCUCGGUUAAAAAGAGGCUUUGGAGGAGGACAAAGCAAGUGACUAAUGCCUGCAAAUUACCCUCAUUGGACUAAGAGGACUCUGUCGUUCGACUGCUGGAUGUCAUUGAUCUGAAGUGUUAAAGGUUUGGUACCGGACAGCAACUGAACCCAAAGGUCCAUUUUGAAAUAAGUGUAAGUGUUACUCAUUGCUAGAAAAAAUAUAUUGCUGGUUUAAAUGUGGUCAAAAUCAACUCAUGUCCUUCCGAAUUUGUGAAUGAUGACAUCACAAACAAUGGAGUAGAGCACAUACUGAGUGAAAGAGAAGCAACGUGAAUGUAUUUCUUUGUUUUGACAAUGUUCACGAUGGUGAUGUCAUCAUUAUCACUAAGAGGCAGGAGCGCAUAAGGUCUGAAAUCCCAGUCCCAAUCCCAGUCCCAAAUCUCCCAAUCUGAACCCGGGCAGGGGGGUUGAUCUAAUCCAGAUUGGGAAAUGCUGCACAUGGACUGCUGAGCUGACAAACCUGCACAGCUCAAGGAUUUGAGGGAGAAAAAAAUCUGCAAUCUUCAUGUUUUGUCGUUGGAGAAGCUUUUACACCUUUAACGUGGAGUCUCGUCUAGCCCCGGCCAAGUGACUUGUUUUGGGCUUGGAGCUCCAGAGAUCCAGGCUCCUGGGCUCCAGAGAAGUUCCAGGCAGCGAUCUUGGCUCGUGCCCAGGUCCCCUGCUCUUCUAACAGGGUCUGAAUUUACUGGUGCUGCCCUGGGAGUCAAAUUUCAUGCAACCAUUCCAAUGGUGUAACGGAUGCCUGUGUGGUUUGGGUCUCCAGCGCUCUGAGAGAUACUGCGCCAUGACGUCCGACAUUUAUCACCUCCCCCUCAACGUCUACAUCAUCGUUCUGGGCAUAGGUCUUUUCGUCUUCAUGCUCAGCCUCCUGUUCUGCUGCUACCUGUUCAGGUUGAAACAACAAGGCACACGGGAGCAGUUCAGCUACAACGAGGUGGUACUGAAAGGGGCAGGCAAGAAGCUCAGCCUUCUUGGGCAAACCUGUGCGGUUUGCUUGGAGGAGUUCCGGACCCGAGAUGAGCUUGGAGUGUGCCCUUGCUCACACGCAUUUCACAAGAAGUGCCUGUUGAAGUGGCUGGAGAUCCGGAGCGUGUGCCCCAUGUGUAACAAGCCCAUCCUCCGGCUCCACACUGAGACCCCCCAGGGGGCAGAGGGCCCCCUGGACCCUGAGGAGGUGUGAGGGGGGGCCAGGGGUCGGGAGGCCCAGGGCACCCCCCUGAAGACACAUCUAUACACACAGAGGACGAUUAUGAUGAUAAUGAUGGUGGUGGUCAUCUUAUGGACAUCUCACUUGAGGGUUGAUUGUAUUCGUAAGUGGCUUCCUUGUGGCUCUUCUGUGUAUUAGCGAUAUAGCUGGGCGAUAUAGCUACGUUUUGAUACGUUGAAGAUACCUGUCUAGUUUUUCUAUGGUCAGUUAGAGACAGUCAAGCUAGUCAAGAGGAAUAGGGUACCAUGUGUCAAAUUUGGGGAAAAAGGACCUUCAAUAGUCUAGCCAUGGGACUUUCAGUUUUGUUUGCGUCUGUAAAGUCCCCCAAGAUUAUUGACAUGUGACAUAGGAAAGGGAGCCACUUUAGAAUAUCCAGUUUCUCCUCCCCUUUCCCUGUCAUUGGACAACUGGUUAUGGCACGGACAGGAGACCGCCAAUCACAAUCGACAUGCCAGGCAUCGUUAGUAGGUCAUUGGUCAGGAUCGGUGUGGAUACCUCUAAUAUCUCAGGGGUGUAACAAUACAGCCAGCACAAAGCAUCUCACAUCAUAAUUAUAAUAACCUUGUGCCACACAUCAGACCUGGGACAAUUACUUGGGGUUUGCUUGAUACGUUACACCGUACAAUGAAACCGAUGCUACUGUAUCCCAAAAGUACAAUCACAAGAGUGGAAUCAAGCACACCCCAAACCUUUCCAAUCAUUUCAUCCACGUAUUUGACCUAGGUCUGAUUCAUAUCCAGUAAUGCUGCCAACCUGUGUAAUGCUAUACUAAGGGGAAUUUAAACAUAUGGCUAGCUAAUACAACAGAUCAGUUCAGUAGGCCAUACAGUUCUGAUGUAGACAGUUAUGUACUAUGUAUGUCCAGGUUCACUCGUUCUAAGACUGAAAGCUAGUCUUGCCUGUAUGUGUGUAAUGUGACCUUAUAUUGUCAUUUUGUAUCGUUUGUUGCUUUUAAAUAAAAUGUAAUGUAUUGUACUGGA